This is a messenger RNA of Pungitius pungitius (ninespine stickleback), 853 nucleotides long. RefSeq names its product gamma-glutamylcyclotransferase a (gene ggcta). The transcript has 4 exons. Lineage: Eukaryota; Metazoa; Chordata; Actinopteri; Perciformes; Gasterosteidae. The record is from RefSeq and is a predicted model, not a curated record. Gene Ontology annotation, molecular function: gamma-glutamylcyclotransferase activity. The coding region runs from base 182 to 700 and encodes 172 amino acids.
AGUGAGGAAGCCAGUUUGAGAACCAUUUCGCACCUAACAGCGGUCUAGUCUGGUCCUCGACGGGCGCACGCGUUUGAGGAUCUUUUCGAAUUUUCUUUUCAAAUCGAAUUAUUUAUAUAGAAAUACGCAAGUCCGUUUCUAAAUAUCGACUUAAAGCUGUGCUCCUCAUCCAUGCAGAAAGAUGUCCAUCAAUGCCAGCGGUCGCUUUAUGUACUUCGCUUUUGGCAGUAAUUUAUUGAAAGAAAGACUGCAGGUGGCAAACCCCUCUGCGAUAUUUCACACUACUGGACGACUAAAGGACCACGAGUUAAGCUUUGGUCUGUGCGAGGCAAUUGAAAACAGCAUUUGGCAUGGUGGAGUGGCCACCAUUGCCCCAUGUCCGGGGGCCGAGGUGUGGGGGGUAAUCUGGACUCUGAGCAGUGAGGACCUCCCGAGGCUAGACAAACAGGAAGGGGUGAAUGUUGGAAUAUACUCUCCACUGGAGGUUUCAGUGGAGACUGAUAAAGGACUCAUAUUCUGCAGAACUUAUCAGACGAACAAUUUCCACGCCUGCCCUCCCUCUCCUCAGUACAAACAGGUGGUGUGUUUGGGUGCAGAGCGGAACGGACUCCCGGGGGAGUACCUGAAGAAGCUGGAGGCCAUUCAAACCAACAACUACAGCGGCCCUUCGAUGCUUGAUGAGAUCAGAAUAGACGAAUAGAUGAAUUAGAGCGACAUAGUUCAUAAUCCUGAAUAUGUAAGCACCAGUAACCUCGCCCCUAAAACAUUUUAGUGGCCGUUCUAAGAACAUCAGGAGCAAAAAUGGAAAAUAAAAUAUACUUAAGACAAAAAAAAUCCUGUUUCGAAUGUAAAU